AUGAGAUUCCGGGCUCAUUUGGCCAAUGUCGCGACGUUCACCAAGUUAAUCGAUUCAGUAAACAAGCUUGCACGUAGGGCCGUCUUCACCUUCACUCCAGAGGAGAUCAGGCUGGUUUCGACUGGGGAUGACGAGGAUGGCUUGCGGCUCCACGGGGCCAUCAAAGUCGUCGAUCUAUUUGGCUCUAACUAUCACGUCGAGUCAAAUCAUCACAACAUCAUCCCGCUCGAAUUCUCUACUCAAGCACUCGCAAGCGCCGUUCGUCAGACUUCGAGUUCUCCCACUGAGAUCGUCUUUCGAUUAGGACGCCUGGGGAGGACACCAUACUUGAGCUUGACAGCUAAAACGGUUGGACGAAGUGGUACAGAAUACCAAGUCGAGCAGCGAGUGGCCGUGAGGGUCGUGAAGCCUGAGGAGGCUGAGCUCCUUCCAAAACCAUGCUCUCCCACUCCUGAUGUCUUCCUCUGCCUCCCAAAAAUCAGCGAUAUCUGUAAAGUUGCCGAACGAUUGAAGAGCCUCUCAGAUCUCAUCACAGUCUCUGCUAGCCGUAACGGCGGAUUUCGACUAGGGAUCAGUACCGAACACGCUCGAGUUGAAACUGAAUGGCGAGGCUUGACCCCCUUCCACAAUCGGUUCAGUCAAGCAACACAAGAUUCACAAGGGACACUAAGGUCAACGUCCGCAUUUUUUGAGGCUACUGUCAAGUCUCGGGCAUUUUUAAGAUUUCUGCAUGCCCAUAUCGGCGAUGUCUCACUGGCAUCCAUUUGCGAAGGCUAUUGUCUUACUUUGUUCAAUUAUAUCGGCGAUACUUCCCAGUUGAUUGAAACCGAGAAUGACGAAAGAACGUCGGGUUCACUAUUUGCCGUGUUGUCCAUUGUGAACGAAGAUGGGGAUACCUAG
Puccinia graminis f. sp. tritici CRL 75-36-700-3 is the source of this 900-nucleotide messenger RNA. RefSeq lists its product as uncharacterized. The transcript has 8 exons. Gene Ontology annotation, cellular component: checkpoint clamp complex; nucleolus; site of double-strand break. The record is from RefSeq and is a predicted model, not a curated record. Bases 1 to 900 code for a protein of 299 amino acids. Lineage: Eukaryota; Fungi; Basidiomycota; Pucciniomycetes; Pucciniales; Pucciniaceae. Gene Ontology annotation, biological process: double-strand break repair via homologous recombination; mitotic intra-S DNA damage checkpoint signaling; nucleotide-excision repair.